GGUGAGUGUGGGUUAAGGGAACACACAGUAUUUCUGGAUGGCAACAAAGGUUCAAUUAUACGGAUAAAUCCAAAGAACCGAGUCAGUAAAGUGAGUCAUAAAGACAACAGCUGUUAAUUGAGAUAUACACCCACGGCGCGCUUAAUUGGACACGUCUCUCUCUCUCUCCCUCUCUCUCUCUCUCUCUCUCUCUCUCUGAGCGCACGAGCCAGUUGGUCUGAAGGAGCGCGCUCUGAACGCGGCACCCGCAACUUCACGCGCGCUGGUUUAAUAAGGAAAACGUCUGUUUUAUAACUCAUUUAUUUUUUUUCUUCCACUGGAGAUUAUCCUGUUCUUCCUAUUUCGCUUUACCCAAGAACAUGGGUGCAAUGCGAUCUGUGCCAGUGUGGAUUGUAUUGACCGUGAUGCAGAUCUCCUGCUUGUGUGAAUCUCUGGAGAAACAAGACAUGCAUGACCCAUACACAGGGGACAGUGGUUUAGGCCAAAAAAGCCACCUGCCUUUGAUAGACAUGUUGGCUCUGCAGGAUGUCAAGCAGAAUGUGGCUGCAGUGGAGAAGAUGUCUGGAGCACUGAAGACUCUUAGUGAUCUCUACAUCGUCUCUACCUUCCGCCUGCCACCCAAACUUGGUGGAGUGCUACUCGGCUUCUACAAUAAGCAGGACAAUAAAAAGUACCUGGAGCUUGCUAUCAUGGGCAAAAUCAACAAAGCUCUUGUGCGGUAUGUUCGCGAGGAUGGCAAGCUGCAAACUGUAAAUCUGCAAAGCUCUAACUUGGCAGAUGGGCGUGCUCAAUCCAUCAUCCUCCGCAUAGGUGGCCUGCAAAGAGAAAACCUCAGCCUUGAGCUUUAUGUCAACUGCCGCCUGGCUGACUCUGCCCAGCGCUUGCCUCAAUUGGUUGCCCUGCCUGCAGAGGCAGAGUUGGUGGAGAUAAGAAAUGGCUACAAGGCAUAUGCUCGGCUUCAGGGAUCAGUAGAGAGCCUUAAACUAGCUCUCGGGGGGACUGUAGCCAGUGCAGGUGUUCUCACUGACUGCCCUUUUCAGGGUGACUCUUCCUCAUACAACAUAGUAAAUGGGGAAGUGAACUCUAUUCUUGGUGAUCACACCAAAGCUCUGAUUGGACAACUCAUUAUCUUUAAUCAGAUCCUGGGUGAGCUUCGACAAGAUAUCAGAGAACAGGUGAAGGAGAUGUCUCUCAUUAGGAAUACCAUAAUGGAGUGCCAAGUGUGCGGGUUUCAUGAGCCUCGCUCCCGCUGCCAGCCGAACCCCUGUUUUAAGGGUGUGCCCUGCAUGGAGGCUUUUGCGUACCCAGGAUACCACUGUGGGCCCUGUCCUGAAGGAAUGACUGGCAACGGCACCCACUGUCAAGACCUUGACGAAUGUUCACUGGCUCAGCCCUGCUACUCUCCAAGUGCAUGUGUUAACACAGUGAAGGGCUUCAAAUGUGAGCCCUGCCCACCUGGAUAUUGGGGGAAACCUGUCUUAGGGGUUGGUGUAGAAUACGCCAAGAAUCACAAACAGGAAUGUCUAGACAUAGACGAAUGUGUGGAAGUUUCCAAUGCAUGCACAGCCAAUUCUGUCUGCAUAAACACCAUUGGGUCAUUUAAAUGUGGGCAAUGCAAAGCUGGCUAUGUGGGAAAUCAGACGGCAGGCUGUUUUCCUCGGAAAACCUGUGCUACACUUGACUUUAACCCAUGUCACUCCCGUGCUCACUGUAUCAUUGAGAGGAAUGGGGACGUGUCCUGUGCGUGUAAUGUUGGCUGGGCUGGUAACGGCAACACCUGUGGUGUAGACACAGAUAUGGACGGCUACCCUGACCGUGCCCUGCCCUGCAUGGACAAUAACAAGCACUGCAAACAGGAUAACUGUAUAUACACACCAAACUCAGGCCAGGAAGAUGCUGAUAAUGAUGGUAUAGGUGACCAGUGUGAUGAAGACGCUGAUGGUGAUGGCAUUAAGAAUGUGGAGGACAACUGCCGGCUGGUACCCAAUAAAGACCAACAGAACUCGGACACAGACUCCUUUGGUGAUGCAUGUGACAACUGUCCCAAUGUGCCCAACAUUGACCAGAAAGACACAGACAACAACGGAGAGGGCGAUGCUUGUGACCAUGAUAUUGAUGGAGACGGUGUUCAGAAUGUGCUGGAUAACUGUCCCAAAGUGCCGAACCCUAUGCAGACAGACCGGGAUCAUGAUGGAGUGGGAGAUGCCUGUGACAGCUGCCCUGAGAUGAACAACCCCACACAGACUGACGUAGACAAUGACCUAGUAGGAGAUGUGUGUGACACCAAUCAGGACUCUGAUGGAGAUGGACACCAAAAUAGUCGAGACAACUGCCCCGACAUCCCCAACAGCUCUCAGCUUGACUCGGAUAACGAUGGUAUUGGAGAUGACUGUGAUGAUGAUGAUGACAAUGAUGGAAUUCCUGACAACGAGACUGCGAGAGGUCUAGGUCCUGAUAACUGCCGACUUAUUCCCAAUCCCAACCAGAAAGACUCAGAUGGUAAUGGUGUUGGAGACGUGUGCGAGAAUGACUUUGAUAAUGAUGCAGUACUGGAUUUGAUUGACGUAUGUCCAGAGAGUUCUGAGGUCACGCUUACUGACUUCAGAGCCUAUCAGACUGUCAUACUGGACCCUGAGGGUGAUGCCCAAAUUGAUCCUAACUGGGUGGUUCUUAACCAGGGUAUGGAAAUUGUUCAGACGAUGAAUAGUGACCCUGGAUUAGCAGUCGGCUAUACAGCAUUUAACGGAGUGGACUUUGAAGGCACUUUCCAUGUGAAUACAGUGACUGAUGAUGACUAUGCUGGCUUCAUCUUUGGCUACCAGGACUCAUCCAGCUUCUAUGUAGUAAUGUGGAAACAGACAGAGCAGACAUACUGGCAAUCUGUGCCAUUUCGAGCCAUGGCUGAGCCUGGCCUACAGCUCAAGGCAGUUAAGUCCCGUACAGGGCCUGGCGAAUUUCUCCGAAAUGCUUUGUGGCACACUGGAGACACAGACGGUGAGGUGAAGUUAUUGUGGAAAGACCCACGCAACGUCGGCUGGAAAGACAAAACCUCCUAUCGCUGGCAGCUCACUCACCGGCCCCAGGUUGGCUACAUUAGAGUAAAACUCUACGAGGGAAUGGAUUUGGUGGCUGACUCUAAUGUAGUGGUUGACACGACUAUGAGAGGAGGUCGGCUUGGAGUAUUCUGCUUUUCUCAAGAGAAUAUCAUCUGGUCCAACCUACGCUACAGAUGCAAUGACACUGUACCAGAGGACUUUGACUCACAGAAUGAACAAGUACUAAUGCACAUUCAUGUGUGAGGAAUGGAAGACUCUGACCACCCUGUUCUGCACUGCCUCUUCAUACAGAAACACUCACAAAGUCUCUACAUUUGCUCUAGGUCUUCAAACCAGCCACUGAGCACGAGUCAGACUGUUGAGCUCUUGUGUGAAAGGGAACACAAGAUCAAAAAAAAGGAGAAAAUGACACCAGGCAUCUGAAGAGGCUAAAUCAAAGUAGAGAAAUCAACAACUGACUUUUUAUUGUAUGAAUGAGACUGUUGUAGUUAGGAGGUGCCUCAGGUCAAUGUAAAAAGCAAAAAGCUGUAUUCUUUCGUGUGUGUGUGUGUGUGUGUGUGCGCGUGUGUGUGUGUGCGCAUAAUGAUGUGUGAGAGAACAAGUGAAAGGGAAAAUGUGUACAGUUGACCAUGUGUUAAUGAUCACUGACUUGUACAUCUAGGACAGAUUUGCUUGGCAGCUUCUUGCUGUAAAUCUGUCAUCCCAUUAUUGUAAAUAUCAAAUUAAUCCAUGAAACUUUAAAGUAUAUAAGAAAGAGAUAAUGCCAAGAAGGAGCGCCAUCCUGUGUAAUAGCUGUCCCAAGUGUAAAAUGAAAAAAUGUGCAGGUGUAAUAGACCACCAUUAAAUAUACAUAUAAUUAAAACUAAAUAGCCUCAGAUAUGAAACUGUACCUUUUUUACUUUCUUUACAUUCAUUGUGACAAUUGCUCAGUGUGGAUUAUUGGCUAUGUUGACAUCCUUGUGAUUAAUAGUGAUACCACUAGUAUAUACCACUACCACUAUAGAUACCACAAGACUAAUACCACUACAAGACUAGCUGGCUGUUUAACACAAAAUAAGUAUUUAUAUAUUUGUUUGGUCUGGCCUAAUGUAGGGGUGUCAAAAUCUCUAAUUCACAGGUGUUUUCUGACUGAUGUUUUUUUUUUGUUUUUAUUAAACUUAUAUUUGUAAUGUA
This is a messenger RNA of Hemibagrus wyckioides, 4229 nucleotides long. RefSeq names its product thrombospondin 3a (gene thbs3a). The transcript has 24 exons. Gene Ontology annotation, biological process: cell adhesion. Lineage: Eukaryota; Metazoa; Chordata; Actinopteri; Siluriformes; Bagridae. Gene Ontology annotation, molecular function: calcium ion binding; heparin binding. The coding region runs from base 360 to 3299 and encodes 979 amino acids. The record is from RefSeq and is a predicted model, not a curated record. Gene Ontology annotation, cellular component: extracellular region.